Molecule: messenger RNA, 2931 nt
Organism: Elgaria multicarinata webbii
Lineage: Eukaryota; Metazoa; Chordata; Lepidosauria; Squamata; Anguidae
Gene: PRSS12
Product: serine protease 12
Exons: 13
Coding region: 1-2532 (843 amino acids)
Biological process (GO): proteolysis
Cellular component (GO): membrane
Molecular function (GO): serine-type endopeptidase activity
Source: RefSeq, a predicted model, not a curated record
AUGACAUUCGCCCGCGUCUUCCUAGCGCUGGCGGCGGCGGCGCUGGCGUUCGGGGCGCUCCCUGAAGUGGGCAGCUUCGCUACGGGUCGUUCUCCUUCGUCUUCCCGGGGCGUCGCCCACCCUCCGCCGCGUUCCCCGCCGCCUCUGCCGCUCCAGCACCAGCAGCCCGUCGUCGUCGUCGGCUGCCCCCGAGGCGGCGGGCGCUUCGUCAACGUGACGGAGUUCGGCGCCGAAUGCCUGCCCUGGGCGGACGUGCCCACUUUCCUGGAGCGGACGCCUCAGGGCAGAGGGCUGCGAGGGCAGCGCAACUUCUGCAGGAACCCCGACGGCAGGAGCAGGCCCUGGUGCUUCUACAGGAACAACCGCGGCAGGGUUGACUGGGGCUACUGUGACUGCAGGCAAGGCUCGGUGAGACUUAGAGGUGGCAAAAACGAGUUUGAAGGCACAGUUGAAGUUUAUCUGAAUGGAAUAUGGGGAACAAUCUGCAGUAGUCAUUGGGAUGAUACUGAUGCAUCGGUGAUAUGCCAACAACUUGAACUUGGAGAAAGAGGCACAGCAAAACACACCCCGUUUUCUUCACUGGGCCUUAUCCCUGUUUACUGGAGUGAUGUACAUUGCCAUGGUGAUGAAGAAAACAUCCUGCUAUGUGAAAAAAGUAUCUGGCAGGAUGGAACGUGUCCUCAAAAUAUGGCAGCUGCUGUCGCAUGUAGCUUUUCCCAUGCUGCUGAUUUUAUCCCAGUCCGCCUGGUUGAUGGGAGCAAUGCUCACGAAGGAAGAGUAGAAGUGUACCAUGCUGGUCAAUGGGGAACUAUCUGCGAUGAUCAAUGGGAUGAUGCCGACGCUGAGGUAGUCUGCAGGCAGCUUGGCCUUGGGGGAGUUGCCAAGGCAUGGAGCCAGGCUUAUUUUGGAGAAGGCUCAGGUCUGGUGCUACUGGAUGAAGUGCGUUGUACAGGAAAUGAACUGUCUAUAGAACAGUGUCUAAAGAGCGCCUGGCAAGAACACAACUGCGGCCACAAAGAAGAUGCAGGUGUUUCCUGCACACCUCUAACAGAUGGUGCGAUCAGACUAGCAGGCGGGAAAGGCAGCCACGAGGGACGUCUGGAAGUCCUUUAUAGUGGACAGUGGGGCACAAUCUGUGAUGACGGGUGGACAGAACUGAACACACAAGUGGUUUGUCGGCAGCUGGGCUUUAAGAAUGGGAAAAGCGUCUCAGAACGUUAUCUAGAAGAAAAUACUGGACCCAUCUGGCUGGAUGAUGUCAGCUGCUCAGGAAAGGAAGCUGCUAUCCUCCAGUGUCCAAAGAGGGAGUGGGGAAAGCAUGAUUGCAGCCACCAGGAAGAUAUCAGAAUAAGUUGCUAUCGAGAUAUCGACAGCCACAGAGUCUCACUGGGGCCUCCUAUCAGAUUGAUGGAUGGUGAGAAUAAGAAAGAGGGCCGCGUGGAAAUCUUUAUCAAUGGCCAGUGGGGGACAAUUUGCGAUGAUGGAUGGUCUGAUAAGGAUGCAGCUGUGGUGUGUCGACAACUUGGCUACAAGGGUCCAGCACGAGCAAGGACUAUGGCAUAUUUUGGAGAAGGAAAAGGCCCCAUCCAUGUGGAUAAUGUGAAAUGUACUGGAAAUGAAAGAUCUCUAGCUGAUUGCAUUAAACAGGAUAUUGGCAGACACAAUUGCCGCCACAGUGAAGAUGCUGGGGUGAUCUGUGACUAUCUUAGCAAGAAAGCAUCUGGCAACAGUAAUAAAGGUGAUUCUCUUGCUUCUGUGUGUGGCUUGAGAUUACUGCAUCGUCGCCAGAAGCGGAUCAUUGGGGGAAAAAAUUCUUUAAGAGGUGGAUGGCCCUGGCAAGUUGCUCUGCGCCUGAAAUCGUCUCAUGGUGAUGGAAGAUUGUUGUGCGGUGCGACUCUUAUCAGCAGCUGCUGGGUGCUCACUGCAGCACACUGCUUUAAGAGGUAUGGAAACAACACUCGGAACUAUGUGGUACGUGUUGGAGACUACCACACUUUGGUACCCGAGGAGUAUGAGGAAGAAAUUGGAGUACAAGAGAUUGUACAGCACAAAGAAUAUAGGCCUGACAGCAGUGACUAUGACAUUGCACUAGUGAGACUGCAAGGACCUGAAGAACAGUGUGCCCGGUUUAGCACUCAUGUCUUACCUGCCUGCUUGCCAGUAAAGCGAGAGAGGCCACAGAAAACUGCUCCGAAUUGUUACAUUACUGGCUGGGGUGACACAGGAAGAGCCUAUUCAAAAACGUUACAACAAGCUUCCAUUCCCCUACUUCCUAAGAGAAUUUGUGAAGAACGCUAUCGGACAAGGUUCACAGGGAGGAUGCUCUGUGCUGGCAGCCUCCAAGAGCAAAAACGUGUGGACAGCUGCCAGGGAGACAGUGGUGGACCACUGAUGUGCGAACGCCCAGGAGAAAGCUGGGUUGUGUAUGGGGUAACCUCCUGGGGUUAUGGCUGUGGAGUCAAAGACUCUCCUGGUGUCUAUACCAAAGUUUCUUCCUUUGUACCUUGGAUAAGAAGCAUGACCAAACUAUGACUAUUCCCAGCCCCACUGUCCUCUCAAUACAAAGCUGGGAUACACUGUGGAUGACACACACAUUUUAUCUGUAUGUAUAGGAUAUUAAGGUGUUUUGCCAUGAAGUAUUGUUGUCUUGGACUCAUAACUCUUACAUUCAAAGUGGGGGUAGGGUAAGCACACUUCUUUAGGGCCCCCUCUAUAGAUGAAACCCACAAACAAAUAGCACAGAUUAAAGUUGCACAAAUCAAGUAUAUCAUAAACAUGAACUACCCAUGGAUUGUUUAAAAUAUGGGUAGUCAUGAACAACCACUCACCCCCUUCCUCUUUGCUAAACAAUCCAAGUAUGUUUCUGUAUUGUUCCCUGUGAUGUCUAAACCUAGCAUUUUGAAUUUUUGAGGGAGAAAAAUUCCCCUGCAG